This is a messenger RNA of Sebastes umbrosus (honeycomb rockfish), 2256 nucleotides long. It is a transcript of the gene glyctk, whose product is annotated as glycerate kinase. Gene Ontology annotation, biological process: protein phosphorylation. The record is from RefSeq and is a predicted model, not a curated record. Gene Ontology annotation, molecular function: glycerate kinase activity. Gene Ontology annotation, cellular component: cytoplasm. The transcript has 6 exons. NCBI's taxonomy places the organism in Eukaryota, Metazoa, Chordata, Actinopteri, Perciformes, Sebastidae. The coding region runs from base 315 to 1889 and encodes 524 amino acids.
UGAACUGCUGACCAAACAGAGCUGUAGAUGUGCAGAUAGAUCUGUUGGGUAACGACAACUAAAAGAGGCAAUAAGUUUGCUUAUAAGCUUGCAAAAAAGAGCCGUACAAAACGAAAUAACUUGGCAGAGGAGAAGGAGAAGCUAAGAAGAAAGGAAUGGAGAGAAGAGAAGACAAAAACUGAGCGAGCUUCUAGUUUUUGCUCCAGUCACAAAAAAUAGAUGCAGGAGAAGUGAAGAAGACGAUAUCAGCAGGAGGUCUGUCCACACAGGAUGAAAGUCUGAGGCAGCUUCUGCUCAGACCCACUGAAUCGUCCAUGGCCCGUGUCCUUUCCCUGUUCCGGCCUCAGCCUUUCCUGGCCCACGUGGGCAGGAGAAAACCAGCGUUGUGCAAAAUGUCAAUGGACUCGAGGGCACGCCAGAUGUUUGCAGCUGCAGUGGAAGCUGUGCAGCCAGACACGGUGGUCCGGCAGAGCAUAGAGCGCAAAGAGGACUCAGUCGUUAUCAGUGGUCACAAAUUUACACUCAAACACAACCUGCACUUGGUGGGCUUCGGAAAAGCUGUACUGGGUAUGGCUGCCGAGGCAGAGAGGAUUAUGGGUGAUCAUUUAGUGAGAGGAGUAAUAAGCGUGCCACAUGGGAUUCAGCAGACACUAAAGCAGCAUGGAAAAGAGCAUCUCUUGUUAAAAGAAAACAGUCGCAUCAGAGUGAUGGAGGGAGCCAAACACAACUUGCCUGACGUUGACGCCCAGAAGGCCGCUGAAGGGAUCAAGCAGUUAGCCAGUGAACUGACGGAGAACGACCUGCUGCUUGUGCUUAUUUCAGGUGGAGGCUCAGCACUAUUACCUGCACCAAUCCCACCAAUCACACUGCAAGAGAAACAGGAUGUCACCCGCAAACUUGCAGGUGCUGGUGCCACUAUUCAAGAGCUGAAUUCUGUGCGACGCGCCCUGUCUUCUUUAAAGGGUGGAGGGCUCGCUCAUUGUGCUCACCCUGCCCAGGUGGUUUCACUGAUAUUGUCCGAUGUCAUCGGUGACCCUCUGGACGCUAUAGCCAGCGGCCCCACGGUGCGUAGCGAGGUGUGGAGUGAAGAAGUGUUGUCCGUCCUUGAACGUUACAAGCUGUUGAGCUCUCUACCAGCCUCCAUUAAGGAAGUCCUUGGGAGACCAAGUCCCAGGUGGAGGGAGGAUAAAGAUGAAUCCAACACAUCAGGACACGUUCUCAACGCCGUGAUCGGCUCCAACAGCGUUGCGCUCCAGUGGGCGGGUCGCCGUGCUCGAGAGUUGGGUUUCCGCCCUGUCGUGCUGGCACCGGGAGUGUGUGGCGACGUAAAGGCGGUCUCCAGACUCUACGGCCUCCUGGCCCGCUUCGCCUGCUCUCGAGAGGAACCUCCUCCAGAGAUUGCCGCUGAGCUGCUGAGGCUGGGGCCUGACGUCGGCGUGGAGAGCUGGGACCUCUGCCGUACCAUGCAGGUGUUGGGCGAAGGGCGUACAGAAGGAUGGGGCUCCACGUGUCUGUUGGCCGGCGGCGAGCCCACCGUGGAGCUGACGGGCAUGGGUCGAGGUGGUCGGAACCAGGAGCUGGCUAUGCGGGUGGGACAGGAGCUGAGAGGCCUGAAGGUUCCUCCUAACGGUCCCGUCUUCCUGAGCGGUGGAACUGAUGGUCAGGAUGGACCCACGGAGGCAGCCGGGGCCGUCACUGAUGGGGGGAUGUGUGAAGAGGCACAAGCACAGGGGCUGGACAUCGACAGCUUCCUCACCAACAAUGAUUCUUACACUUUCUUCACACGUCUUUCUGCUGGGCAGCGCUUACUCGUACCUGGCCUCACCUGCACCAACGUGAUGGAUGUGCACAUGCUACUUAUUCCACCAAUUCCCAUUAUCAUAAGAUAAUCCCAAAGCACACUAAAUAAAAUGAUCCAAGUCCAGUGGAUCCGGAUAAAUAAAGUACUUUAUUAGUCUAUCUGACUUGCCAUUGUACUACCUGUUUUUUCAACUCUAUACAAACAUUUUUGACCCAAACUCUUUGUAAUUCUACAUGAAAGCAGGACUGGUAUUGAUACGUAUAUUAAAUUUGAAUGUAUAAGAUAUAAGAUGUAAAAAAUGUCACCAGUGUUGUUAUCAGUUUUAAGGUUUCAUCCAGGAACAAAAAGCUUAUAAAGAGAAGACUUGCUGAUUAUCUUUUUUAAAUCACUGCACUGCCUUAAUCAGUAUUUUCAAUCACAACAUGUUUAAUAUAAAUCAAGCUAUUUGCACAAAA